AAGUCUCGGUAUUUAUUGUUGAAACGAGUCUAGUCAAAGUUCCCCCCAUUUUUGGUCAUGAUGCUUCUUCGCGUGGUGCUGCUGCUUUUGGUGGUCGCUAGAGUGGCGCAGGGCUCAGCGAUCCGAGCGUUGGACGGCCUGGGCAACGCUGUGGCAUGGUGGUCUGUGCUCAAGCUGCCGUCGCAUGUGCAAUCACCUGAUGGCACCGUGAUCCCGACGCCGUGCGACUGUCCCGUUCCAGACUGUAGCAACGUAGCCACGGCCGGAUGGCCAGCACUCGAAGCGAGAGCCACGGGGCUCUGCUAUCUCUACGCGGACUCGAGGACUCCCGAGUUCCGGCACUUCCGAGACGUGGGCUACGACUGCUUGGGUCAAGGUGGCAACGACCCCGUAAGCCAUACACUCAAGCAGAAAGAGAAUAGUUCAUACUGGGCGCUGUUUAACGACCAGCUCAACGGAAUCGCCGCAGCUUAUCACCCUAAAACCAGAAGUUUGGACGAUAGCAAGCGCGUAUGUGGAGGUGGUGAUCUGUUCAGUGCCCAUGCUAAAGGAGCCGUGGCAUUUCAGAGCGACGGCAGUGGCGGCUUCUUUUUACAGACAUCGACCCCCAAUUUCCCAGAUCCUACGCGCAACGACUCGUUCGUGAGACUUGGCUGUCAGGCUGAUAAUAAUGUGCACUUCGCUCAGCAUAUGCUGGCCAUGUCAUUGGGGGACAAUGCGUUGAGGCAACUUGGAGACAAAUUGCAACUCGCGAGAUUGUGUUCUGGCAACUUUUUUCUCAAUGAAUCGUUGCGUGAACUGCUGGGAAGUGCCAACUUGUUCGAAGAUGGCGCAAAACAGGAGAAUACAAGUGCCUCUGCGUUUUACCACGCGUUGUUGGACCAAUACCUACCAGUACAGAUGCCUUCAGACCCGAUGAAAGCCGAAUUUCGACUGAAGUUGUCGGGAUCUCAUGUGGAGAAGUCUAAAGUGUAUAAACCGCUGGCUGAGGGUCAAAAAUUGGCGAAUUUUAGCUUACUAGAAGAUGAAGAGGUGCGAGUGUUGGUCAAGAGUCCACGUGCUGCCGUGCCGCCAUGGACGCUUGUAGCUGAAAUGCUGGAUUCAGAUGUGAGUGUAGCUUCGUGGUGGGACGGCAGCUACGGCAUCCCCACUAUAUGCGCUGGUGACGUCUACACAAACUCCCCACACGAGUUUUGCCUGAAUAAUCCACUGACAGGCGUCGAGUUGAACGUGGAUGGAUCUGCUCCAUACAACAUCGAGAACCUCAUGCAAGCCACGUAUGUACAACAAUUGAACAUUCUGAUACAGUUAUAACUUAAUCUUGUUUUUGAUGCUUGCAGCUGGCACAUGAGCGAUGGCAGCACCAACUUGACUUGGCAACUGGUUGGAGGUCGCGUUCCAGACGGGAAUCACGCGAAGUGGGGGCUGACAACACCUCGCUUUGGUCAUGCGGAUAGCAACGCGUACGUGACCUUCGGCGACCUAAAUAUGGAGGGGUUCCCGUGCUCCAAGGCGUGCAAUGGCUCACAAGCAGGUCGAGGCGGAAGCUUCUUUUCUCUCAUGCAACCGCGCUUGCACAAAAGUCUAGCAGACUCGGUGAUCUCCGGUGCAUGUCGAUGUUCUCCUCCUACAAAACUCCAGAAGUUGGAGGUGGAGGAUUCUCCAUUUUCAACUUUCGAGGAACUUCGGAUGUGUCACCGUGGCUGUGUGAAAAAAAUUGAGGAGCGUCUGGAGCCAACUCAAUUGCCAACAUUGAGCGUGAACGCUUCGUCCUUUUGGUCAAAGUAAGAAAGAGUGUACUGGUACAUAUAACCAGAAAUUGUAGUAGUGAAAAACUUUAGCGGAUUUUGCACUUGUAAAUGUGUAUCAGAUGAAGAAAGUUGAGGAAUGUUGACUCAAUCUCCACACACCAUCACAACAAUGUAGAGGCAAGUACUACAAUUUCCUUUUGCUCAUGA
Messenger RNA from Phytophthora nicotianae INRA-310, 1958 nucleotides. RefSeq lists its product as hypothetical. NCBI's taxonomy places the organism in Eukaryota, Oomycota, Peronosporomycetes, Peronosporales, Peronosporaceae. The record is from RefSeq and is a predicted model, not a curated record. Bases 58 to 1314 code for a protein of 418 amino acids. Gene Ontology annotation, molecular function: deoxyribonuclease II activity. The transcript is spliced from 2 exons. Gene Ontology annotation, biological process: apoptotic DNA fragmentation.